Amaranthus tricolor (Joseph's coat) is the source of this 2165-nucleotide messenger RNA. RefSeq names its product asparagine--tRNA ligase, chloroplastic/mitochondrial. The transcript has 15 exons. Lineage: Eukaryota; Viridiplantae; Streptophyta; Magnoliopsida; Caryophyllales; Amaranthaceae. The record is from RefSeq and is a predicted model, not a curated record. Gene Ontology annotation, biological process: asparaginyl-tRNA aminoacylation. Gene Ontology annotation, molecular function: ATP binding; nucleic acid binding; asparagine-tRNA ligase activity. The coding region runs from base 137 to 1837 and encodes 566 amino acids. Gene Ontology annotation, cellular component: mitochondrion.
UUUCGCCUACCAUGUAAGACUUGGUUGCACCUUCGAUUGGGAUCGGUGGGCAAAUGCAAAAAAAACUAGCAAGCAACUUACGACCUUCGAUUGCUCACCCUUUUAUCGCCAAAUUUCAAAGGUAGACCGCCCAUUAAUGGCGGUUGCUAUCUCUUCCGCCAUUUCUCUCCGCCUACGAGCACCCAUAACUACCUUUAGUUUCUUUUCCCACUCUCUCUCUUUACUCCAUUUAAACCCUCGUAAACCUCCGUCUUUUCAUCCCCAUUCCUUCUUCUCCUCCCCUGCGCAGUUUCAACCUCUCUUUCCUCUCACUCAUCAUCAAAGAUGUUUCUGUGCUCUCGUUGAAGACAGCAAGCCAUCGGGGAAUGUCGCUUCUGGAGAAAAAGUCGGAGAGUUUCGAAAGAGGUUGAGGAUUGUUGAUAUUAAAGGUGGUCCUGAUGAAGGUUUGGAUCGUUUAGGUCAGAAUUUGGUUGUUAGAGGUUGGGUGAGGACUGUUCGGAUUCAGAGCAGUGUUACUUUUAUUGAGGUUAAUGAUGGGUCAUGUCUUUCUAAUAUGCAAUGUGUGGUGAGCUCAGAUGCUGAAGGUUAUGAUCAGGUGGAAGCUGGCCAUAUCUCUACGGGUGCAUCAAUUGUGGUCCACGGCAUUGUUGUCGGUAGCCCAGGAUCCAAACAGAAAAUCGAGUUAAAAGCUCACAAAAUUGUUACAAUUGGUGAAAGCGAUCCUUCCUUUCCCAUACAAAAGAAAAGAGUCAGCAAAGAGUUCUUGAGGACCAAAGCUCAUCUUCGUCCUAGAACUAAUACCUUUGGUGCGGUUGCAAGGGUGAGGAAUGCUUUGGCCUAUGCUACACACAAGUUCUUCCAAGAAAAUGGUUUUGUUUGGAUCUCAAGUCCCAUCAUCACUGCUUCAGAUUGUGAAGGUGCUGGUGAGCAAUUUUGUGUAACGACUUUGAUUCCGACUUCCCAGGAAGCUUUGGAUUCUUCUGCUGGUACAAUCCCCAAAACAGAGGAGGGUUUGAUUGAUUGGUCCCAGGAUUUCUUUGGGAAGCCAGCAUUCUUGACUGUCUCAGGCCAACUUAAUGCUGAAACAUAUGCUACUGCUCUGUCUGAUGUAUAUACUUUUGGCCCAACAUUUCGAGCUGAAAAUUCAAAUACUUCUAGACAUUUAGCUGAAUUUUGGAUGAUUGAACCAGAACUUGCAUUUGCUGAUCUCAAUGAUGAUAUGGCUUGCGCAACUGCUUACCUCCAGUAUGUAGUAAAGUACGUUCUUGAAAACUGCAAGGAAGAUAUGGAUUUUUUUAACACAUGGAUUGAGAAGGGCAUCAUUAAUCGGUUAAAUGAUGUGGCUACAAAAGACUUUGUUCAGCUAACAUAUACAGAUGCUGUUGAUGUUCUUUUGAAGGCUAAUAAGAAAUUUGAAUACCCGGUUAAGUGGGGUUAUGAUCUUCAAAGUGAGCAUGAACGAUAUAUUACAGAAGAAGCUUUCAGUGGGUGUCCUGUAAUCAUUAGAGACUAUCCUAAGGAUAUCAAGGCUUUUUACAUGCGGGUUAAUGAAGAUGGAAAAACCGUAGCUGCAAUGGAUAUGUUGGUUCCAAGGGUAGGUGAACUUAUCGGUGGAAGUCAAAGAGAAGAACGUCUAGAGUAUCUUGAAAAUCGUUUAGAUGAAUUGAAGCUUAGCAAGGAAAGCUAUUGGUGGUACCUUGAUUUGCGUCGUUAUGGAUCAGUUCCUCAUGCAGGUUUCGGACUGGGUUUUGAGAGGCUUGUUCAAUUCGCAACUGGCAUAGAUAACAUCAGAGAUGCAAUACCUUUCCCUCGAGCACCAGGCUCUGCCGAAUUUUGAUUUUCAACAUUCAGGGAGCUGGAAUUUUCAAAAUGCAGAUGCAAAUUAAUAUCAACUUGGCGAUUUUCUGCUUACCGAAAAUUCCUUUACUUUUUUUACGCUUUUUUUUUCUCAAAUUAUAUGCUUUAAUGUGGAAAGUAAACUUGUACUCGCCAUAGAGAAAUGUAGCCCCAUUGUGAUUCAGAUCGUCCUCUUCACCUUUUAGUUCCAUUUGAGUUUUUGUUGUUGGUAUCAUUUUUGAGACCAAUAAUUUUUUACAAAUUGGAUUGGUGCAAAUUGUAAAGAGAUUUAAAAAGUUAUAGAGAUUUAAAAACCCUUUUCUUCUUCC